Leptopilina heterotoma is the source of this 2179-nucleotide messenger RNA. RefSeq lists its product as uncharacterized. The transcript has 5 exons. The record is from RefSeq and is a predicted model, not a curated record. NCBI's taxonomy places the organism in Eukaryota, Metazoa, Arthropoda, Insecta, Hymenoptera, Figitidae. The coding region runs from base 274 to 576 and encodes 100 amino acids.
AGAGAAAUCAAUCCGAAAAGUUACCGACAGGUGGCGCCAAACGGCCGUUUCCUGGAAUUCGUGAAAAUCUCUUAAACUCCGGCGUUUUGUAGUUCGUUACAAUCUAAUUAGAAUCGUUUAUUAAUUAUAAGCGGAAGUAAAAAUUGUAAUUUCAAAAUGUAGUGCUUAGAGAACUUGGAAAACAUUUCGUUUUGAAGUAAAUUUUGUUUAUGUGAAAAGGUGUAAAAAUAUGAAUGUGUUCCUACUGUAAAUGCAUUGUUUCCCGAUGCCGAGAUGGCGAAGCAACUCGUCAAGGACUUACUUCUCCUUCUGGAACUUCCGGAAAGGCGUGAUGAGGAAGGGAAUGAGAGAGAGAGAAAAAAAUCAAGCAGCUGUAUCAUCACGAAUUUUAAAUCUUCUUCUUCUUCAUCGGCAGAGAGACGGUAUCUUCAAAAAACCAAAAAAAAAAGAAGAAGUCCGCAAGGAGAAUCAAACGGAGGUUUCGUAUCAAAACACUAUAUGGAAAAGAAGACGAGUUGUACGAGUUGCCAGAUGUUGGAAUUGUGUUGGAUUACAGAUGGUCCCACGCAGUCGUAAAUCCUAUUAUAAUUUUUCCAAAAAAAAAAAACCAUUUUCGAUGAUGUGUGAAAAUUGCGAAUUCAAUUAAUUUGGAAGGAGAUUUUUCUUUGCUGAUUAUUUGGGAAUCAUCAUCAUUGAGUAAAAAUACUCUAGGAGAGAGAGAGAGAGGAGAAAUUGUGUGCGGAUAAAAAAGAGGAAGGAGAAGGGAGCGCCUUUGCUUCAGCCGCGGAUCGGAACUGAGGUGAACCCUGCCUAAACAGUGAAUGAAAUGUUCAUUGAGAUAAACAAACAGCUGGCAUGACUUCAUUGGACAAACACUAUUUUCCAACGUUCUAUUUUCGAAUUACGUAUACAAUAUUAUUGUUCGAGUUGUGGAAACGUAAUCCGUAUCAGUUACUCCCCCAUUUAUAAUUGUAUACUUUUUCCAAGAUUCCCUGCAAGUUUUUCGCAUCGGCUUUAUGAAUGGCUUCUUAUCAACGUGUGAAAUAUUCUGUCACUGGGUGUUGAGAGAGAGAGUUUUCUCUCUCUCUCUCUCUCUCUCUCUCUCUUUGGAUCUAAAGAGGCAAAACUUGUGGUGCUUCCUCCUUACACAGCCGAGUCUUCUGAACUUGCUAGUGAACUGUUGCCGGCGACUCGCGACUGUUGUUUGACUCUAGAAAUAGGGCUCCAAGUGACCUCCCUACGUCCCUGAGGAGAGCGAGUCGAGCGAGCGAGAGAGAUGAACAGAAAUUUCUCGAGAGUGGGGAGAAAGCCCCGUCGUCGGAGAGGAGGAAUUACGGGGAACGUGGUUCACGCGAGGACGAUCGCCGUAGUCAAACAACGACUGUAGUUGUAGUAACGUCAUGGUCUCGAGACAUUCACGAGUCCUCGUUUUAUAAAAAAUCCCGGAAAAAAUAAAGAACCAAGAAAAAAAAAAGUGUGAUCGGUUUAGUUUAAUUCGGUUUAGAUUUUGAAUUUGGAAAAAAAGAAUUAUUAAAUGAAUCGGAAAAUUAGUUUUCGCGAAAAAAUAAUAAAAAUAAAAACCCACGUGCUGAUUAUAAUUCCAAUAUUGCCUCUACGUGUCAAGGAUACUUAUUUUCAUCCUGCUGCCUCUCUUUGAAUUUUUUUUUCUCUCUUUCUCUCUUUUUUUUCUCUCUCGCGUUAAAGUGAGUGUUUUCCAACUGAAGGUGUGAGUGGUGUUGAUGAUCCCCCAAGUUCAGAAGUGAAGUGAUGACGACUGCCAAACAACGACGUUAGAAAAUAGUGGAAUUUCAAAAGCAAGAGGAGAGAGAAAAAGAGAGUUAGGAGAUAGUGUUUGUGUCAGUGAAAGAGAGAGAGAGAAAACUUUUGGAGGCCUAAAGAGAAAGGAGUGUAUAGUUAAAUAAGCUAGAAAGAUCAAAGGAGGAAGACAAGAAAGAGGAAAGGUUAUUAAGAGCGAUAAAAAGAAGCAAAGGCAAAACGAAAAAGGGACCGGAAGAUAUAACAAGAUAAAAGGGAGUUGAAGAUUAAAGAGGAGAAAAAAGGCCCCUCGAGGAAAAAAGAAUUGAAAAAGGAUAACGAAAAUAGUUGAAGAAAAAGGUGCAACAAAAAAAGAAGCAAGAAAAAAGUAAAAGAAAGCAAAAACAAGUAAAAAGAAGCAAAA